AUGAAGUCAGUAUCAGUGAUGGAGGGAGAUUCUGUCACUCUACACUCUGAUGUUACUGAAACGCAGAAAUAUAAUCUAGUACAGUGGAUGUUCGGAAGCACUCGAAUAGCUGAUAUCAACAGAAUCACGCAAACUAGCUCUAUAUAUGAUGAGAGAUUCAAAGACAGACUGAAGCUGGAUCAAAACGGAUCUCUGACCAUCACGAAAACUAGAACCACAGACUCUGGACUUUAUCAACUAACAAUUGUUAGCAGAGAGACCAUCUACUUGAGUUUCAAUGUUAAAGUCUAUGAUGUGACAAAUGAAGUGAAGACAAUAUCAGUGAUGGAGGGAGAUUCUGUCUCUCUAAACACUGAUGUUACUGAAGAAGAGAAAUAUUUGCUAAUACAGUGGAUGUUUGAAGGCACUCGAAUAGCUGAAGUCAGUAGGCUCACGCAAACCAACAUGACAUAUGAUUGUCCUGAUGGGAGAUUCAGAGACAGACUGAAGCUGGAUCAGACUGGAUCUCUGACCAUCACCAACACCAGAACCACAGACUCUGGACUUUAUCAACUAGCAGUUGUCAGUGGAGAGACCAGCUACAUGAAUUACAAUGUUAAAGUGGGAGGUACUCCACAAAAUUCUUUAUCAUCAGAAAGAUCAUCAAGCCCCAACUGUGUGUUAUCCAGCUGUGCAGUGAACAAUUCAAUCAUAAACCAGACUGAGGAUGCCAACAUUACUGAACUCUACGAGCCUAGUUCAGACCACGUCCACUGUUGUGGUUCUACUGAAGCUGUGAUCCGAUUGAUCGUCUCUGCUCUGGUGGGUGUGGCUACUGUUGCUUUUCUAGUUUAUGACAUCAAAUCUGCAAGAAGUGAGCUAAACAGGAUGGAAGAGACCAUCACUGUCAGACCCAUGAAGAAAAAUUUAGACAUACAGUAUGAAUUGAGCAGAAGGUUGAGUUCCAGAUAUGCCCAGAUAUAAAGCAAAACACACAUUAAUGCUCUGCACCUUUACUGUUCCUUGCACAGCUAUUUAUUAACAGAUUGUUUUUGCAUUCAUCGACCAUUUAUUGAUUGUAUCUGCACAGAAUAUGAUUUAGCAACAUAAAUGAUAGCAUAGAAUGAUCUCAAAAGCUUUCAUACUCUCGUAGAGCUUUGAAAUGACACUCACAAUGGCGAUCUGCAUGCAUUUUUGAAGCUGUGGUUUUACUGUACAACAGAUUGCUUUUUCUCUGUUCUACUCUCCACUUUUUAAAGUAAGUUUUAAUUCAAAUAGGCCUACCAAUUAUGUGUGAAUAUGUGAUUCACUGAAUGAAUUUAAUUGAUACACUGGCAACUAGGAGACAAAGCGAAACCUGUUAUGGUCAUUUACAUCUGUACAGCAGUGUGGUUUAAUGGGUGUGGGGAAAAAAUAGUAGGUUAAGUUCAAAAGGAAAAGAGAUUUGACAUGUUUCACUGCUCUCAAAACAAUUAGCUGAACACAUAUGAACACUUUGUAAUUGUCCUGCAAGUUUUUGACUUUCAUACAAAUCACAUGCAUAAUUUUCAAGGUACAAGGUACAAUGUUCUAAAAUGUCUUCACGAUAGUUCAUAUUGCCAACAAAACAUA
Molecule: messenger RNA, 1590 nt
Organism: Onychostoma macrolepis
Lineage: Eukaryota; Metazoa; Chordata; Actinopteri; Cypriniformes; Cyprinidae
Exons: 4
Coding region: 1-963 (320 amino acids)
Source: RefSeq, a predicted model, not a curated record